AGCAAGCUAAGGGGUAUGUUCAUCUCUCCACAUAUCUGCUUCCGCGCGAUGAAACCACGCAUGUGUUGAUCUGUGCUGCAGCAACGUGCAUCCGUUCCUCUUUGACCCCAGAGUUAAUCUGCAUUCAGACUGACGAUCCAAUAUAUUUCUCAAAUUUGGGAUAUUAGGCUAUUCCGGAACCGUUGUAUUUAUGUAGUUUUUACUAUUAUUUCGUAUGAUCGGUCAAGCUUGCUUCGAUUCAAUCAGUUUUGUGACCGUUUUCCUCAACACUGCAGCAGGUCUACAUUUUCCCAAACCGAAUGCUAACGCGAGCCGCUUAUGCUAUUCGCGUAAUGUAUCACCGUGAGGAUAGACAGUAAAUAAGGGGACCCGUCCAUCUGCAAUAAAGAGGAAAAGAAGAUGGUGAUAAUGGCUCCUACAAAUUUAGCAUCUAAAUGCUCGACAGCGAUGGCGAAUGCUUCCUUCCCUGUGAAGCUAUUUCUCUGGGUGUUUUUAUUCGCUCAUCUUCCUACAAGCUCCAUCCAGACUGAAAACGACGAUGAUGAAGUGACAAACAAAACGUGGGUGUUGACUCCCAAAGUGUACGAGAGCGAUGUCACCAACAUCCUAAACAGCCUACUAGAUGGCUACGAUAACAAACUGCGACCAGAUAUAGGAGUCAAACCAACCGUGAUCCACACGGACAUGUUUGUGAACAGUAUCGGCCCAGUAAAUGCUAUCAAUAUGGAGUACACCAUCGACAUCUUUUUUGCCCAGACGUGGUAUGACCGGAGAUUGAAGUUCAACAGUACCAUGAAGGUCCUGCGUCUCAACAGCAACAUGGUGGGCAAGAUCUGGAUCCCCGACACCUUCUUUCGCAACUCCAAGAAGGCCGACGCCCACUGGAUCACCACGCCCAAUCGCAUGCUUCGGAUCUGGAACGAUGGACGGAUACUCUACACACUGCGGUUGACUAUUGAUGCCGAGUGCCAGCUUAAACUGAACAACUUUCCAAUGGAUGAGCACUCCUGUCCCCUGGAGUUUUCAAGCUAUGGUUACCCCAGAGAGGAGAUAGUGUACAAGUGGAAGAGGAGCUCCGUGGAGGUGGGAGACAUCCGCUCCUGGAGGCUCUACCAGUUCUCCUUUGUUGGCCUGAGGAACACCUCCGAGAUCGUCAGGACCGUGUCAGGAGACUACGUUGUUCUGACAGUCUUCUUCGACCUGAGCAGGAGGAUGGGUUACUUCACCAUUCAGACCUAUAUCCCCUGCACCCUCAUCGUUGUCCUCUCCUGGGUCUCUUUUUGGAUCAACAAGGAUGCUGUACCUGCUAGAACAUCCUUAGGCAUUACCACUGUGCUGACCAUGACUACGCUGAGUACCAUAGCCAGGAAGUCGCUGCCUAAGGUAUCCUACGUGACGGCCAUGGACCUCUUUGUGUCCGUGUGCUUCAUCUUUGUUUUCGCCGCUCUGAUAGAGUAUGGAACACUGCACUACUUUGUGAGCAACAGGAAGCCAAGCACAAAAAAGGACAAGAAAAAUAAAAACCCGCUCCUCCGGCUCUUUUCCUCAAAGCAGACACCUACGGUGGACAUACGCCCUCGCUCAGCCACCGCCAUCCAGAUGAACAACGCCACCCACAUGCAGGAGCGGGAUGAGGAGUAUGGCUACGAGUGCCUAGACGGCAAGGACUGCACCAGCUUCUUCUGCUGUUUCGAGGACUGCCGCUCCGGGGCCUGGCGGCACGGGCGGUUGCAUAUCCGUGUCGCCAAGAUAGACUCGUACGCUCGCAUCGGUUUCCCCACCGCUUUCGGUCUCUUUAACCUGGUUUACUGGAUCUCAUAUCUCUAUCUCUAGAUCCAGCGUGUAGCCAGACUUAGAAUAUAUGUUCUGCUCCAACUAGACCAUUUUUUCAGAAGGGGACCCACUGAAAUGUUUUCCUUUUCCUUUUGUUUCUGUUUGAUUAUUCUAUGUUUGUUAAUUCAUAUUUCUCAUAAUUUCUUUAUAUGGUUGAAGCAAAAGUUGUAGCAAAACCAUUAGGCAUGCAGGGAUCUGGAGUCCGAUAGUGGGGACUACGACUGUGCUUUGGGUAAGGCAAGAACCUAAGUUCACCGUAGUGAUUCUGCAGGACUACAUUUUCCAGAUUCCCCUUGAUCAGAUAAUUGGUUUACGUAGAAGGUAAUCGCAGUCAGGGCCGCUUCAAUGUUGUUGUUUUUUGUAUCUGCCCUUAGUCAGUAUAUUAGAUCACAGUAAACAUUUUCACGGUAAACAAACUUCAUUCAAACUGAAAAAGUAUUAAGGCAUGUUCCCGAUUUCUUGCAUUAACAAGUCACGCAUGCGCCGUAGAAGACAGACGGAAGAUUUGACAUCAGCUUAUUUUCCCCAUCUUUUAAAAAUAUGCAUUUACUUAUUGCUGUAUUCCAUCCAUCCAAAAUACAAAAUAAGCUAAAUCUCAAGCACUUUAAUAGCUAUGUAGGUUGAACAGUAAGUAUGAUUUUCAAUGAUAAUUUGAUAGCUAGGUUUCUUUCAUCUAACUGUGAAACUUUACUUUUACACAGUUAAACAUGCAUUUUUUGAAUGUGUGGUCAGGAGCGCUAGAAAAUACUGUUUAUGGUCAAUGGUCAACUGUACAGACACUGUAUAUAUUUUAUUAUUAUGUAGUGGUUUUAAUUUAUUGCAUGCACCUUUCAGGCCCAAAAUCAACACAUGUUUUAAAGGGGCAAUCCACAGUUGUUACAUCCAUUUACCGACAUAUAAAUUAAUGAUAUUCUCAUUGAUACUUGAAGUUAUAAAGGCCUCAUGAGCUUACUUCAACUGUCCUACCCCAUCCCAACCCAGCAUAUAAGCUCGUUUUACUCCAAUGUUUGUGAACAUUGUAAAUGUAAACAAACACUGUUUAGCCUCAAAAUAUGUUUAAAUCCAUCAUUUAGAUUUCAUGGAUGGUCAGUCCUUGCAUCAAUAACCCUGUCUGUAAAUUUAAGAGUGGUUACAUUUCUUCAGGCCCAUCCCUCAGCUUUUUACAAAGACAGAGGUGGGGUAUCUGUUUGUUAUUGUUUAAACUGUGGAUAGCCCCUUUAAGGUCUUCUAUUGUUGGCUAUGGAUACAAAAAAAAGAACACUGCUGAUUAUCCAUCUGGAUUUCGUCUUACUUCUUAGGAAAAGUAGAAAAUGAGACAAAGUCCGAUUUUGUCUUAUAAAUUAACGUUAAUCUCUACCAGUAUGUAUUACAAGAGGAUCAAUCCAGACCUUACAGGGAAAACGUUGUUAUAUCAACUUUUAUUAACUUGUAGACUGCUCUGAGAAACUCUUCCCUUUCAAACACUUUGCUAUUGAUGGCUAUCUUCAAUUGACACACAAGUAUGGCUGUGCUGGCUCCUUUGGGAAGUGUGUAGAUAAGAAAUAGGCAUCAAAAACAAAUGUAUGGUUUUCUUACAUCAAAACAUAUUUUCUUACAUCAAAACAUAUUCUGCUCCCUUUCUCUCCCCCACAACCACUUGGUGGAAGUGAAUUUCAUGCAAACACAUCAAGCAGUGUUUUACUUCAUUCAGCUGGCACGUUGAGUGUCUACAAUGGAAGCGGCUGUAGUUCUGAAUGCGUACACCCAUCAACAUGCCAAAACUCUCAGUGACAGAAAACAAACUCCCAUUUGUCAUAAGACUGAACUGCAUUACUUAGUCACUGCAUUAAAACAGGAUCCAUUCCAUCUGUCUCCAUGGGUGGUUUAGAGGGACUUAAGGCAAAAACAAACCAUUUAACUUGAGGAAUAUUGAUGAACACGACGGCUCCAUGGAGAAGAAAGCAUCUGCUUGUGACCAGACCAGAUGCAUAAGCCUUACUCUCUUUGAAGAGAAACACUGUGGAAAUUACAAUGAUCUGACGCUGAAAAUGUAUUGAAAGAUCUGGGAGAAGUUCAGGAAUUUUUUUGUUUUUUUUGUUUUGCUUUUCUGUGUUUACAAUGGAUCAUUAAAUCAUUAAUGUGUCAA
This is a messenger RNA of Oncorhynchus tshawytscha (Chinook salmon), 3958 nucleotides long. RefSeq names its product gamma-aminobutyric acid receptor subunit gamma-2-like. Lineage: Eukaryota; Metazoa; Chordata; Actinopteri; Salmoniformes; Salmonidae. The record is from RefSeq and is a predicted model, not a curated record. Bases 400 to 1833 code for a protein of 477 amino acids. Gene Ontology annotation, molecular function: GABA-A receptor activity; benzodiazepine receptor activity; GABA-gated chloride ion channel activity. Gene Ontology annotation, biological process: nervous system process; regulation of postsynaptic membrane potential; signal transduction. The transcript has 10 exons. Gene Ontology annotation, cellular component: dendrite membrane; GABA-A receptor complex; synapse.